Messenger RNA from Periophthalmus magnuspinnatus, 2062 nucleotides. It is a transcript of the gene mindy4, whose product is annotated as MINDY lysine 48 deubiquitinase 4. Bases 59 to 2032 code for a protein of 657 amino acids. Gene Ontology annotation, molecular function: K48-linked deubiquitinase activity; cysteine-type deubiquitinase activity. The transcript has 18 exons. Gene Ontology annotation, biological process: protein K48-linked deubiquitination. NCBI's taxonomy places the organism in Eukaryota, Metazoa, Chordata, Actinopteri, Gobiiformes, Gobiidae. The record is from RefSeq and is a predicted model, not a curated record.
CAAGGUUACGUAAAAUACCUUUAUGUCUGCCCCAUGGUAAGAGGGGAACACUCUAAACAUGGCCAUUUCUGUGGAAGAGGUGUCGUCUUCGCUUGUGCGGGAAUACCUCAGUCGUAAGGGACUAAAGAAGACAAUAGCGUGCAUGGAUGAAGAGCAUCCCCGCACAGAGGCCAGUAUCAACAACAGAUCACAUUUGAGGCAGAUACUCCACUUAGAUCCCCUUUAUAAAAGGAGUAAGGUUGAGCAUUCUCCUUUUAAAACACUUCUUGAAAUUAUUGUAAAACACAUGAUAGAAGCCACAAAUGAAGCGAAUGCACGUUCUGUAUCUUCACCAAUUGAGAUAAACAACACUGAGAAUGAUAUGACCGCUUGUGCCUUAAGGUCACACAUAGAAGCAAUCAAACCAUCUCAAACUACAUUAUUGGUGCCAGAUCAACCUGAGAGCGUCCCUAAUAAUCAAAGCAGUCUCGUUGCACAUGACCAAAAGGGACAGACUCUCAUGGCUUCCCAGGACCCUGAACACUUUAACGCUCCUGUUACUGAGAGCACAAAAAGAAAGAAAACCAGUCGCAUAAGACGUGGCAUGAUGCCAGGACCAGUGGCCAGUACACCUGAGGAAUCAAUCAAGAAAAGGCAAAUACGAAAGACAGAAAUUCCUCAGCCUUUGCCCACAAAUGAGGAGAAAAAUGUUUGUGGCAGUAGUUUAUUGGUUUCUCAUUUUGACAAAAAAAGUGUUAAAAGUACUUUUUUAAAAGACCGUUCCAAUGACUUUCAAGGGAGUGAUGCACUGGAGGGUGAGCAGCUCACCCUGCAAACGGAGAAAAGAGUCCCAUCACUUACCAGUUUGAAUCGUUCAAACUUAAAUGUAUCAGAAAUGGUAUUAGAUGACAUUGAUGAUGUGGAGAUGCAGAGCCUUUCCAAAAUAUCUUUGAAUAGAGACGUCACUGAACAAAGUUGGACAAGCUGUCCAAUGGAUCAGCAAACAGCCAUGGAAUUAAAAGUUGUUCUUCUUGGCUCAAGCUUAAAUUGUUUCAGUGUUGAGUGGAGGAAUCAGGGUUUCACAUUCUCAGAAACACAUGAUCUUAGAUAUGGCAUUGUGCAAAAAAAGGGUGGUCCCUGUGGAGUUCUGGCUUCAGUGCAAGGAUUUGUUUUAAAGAAAAUGUUGUUUGAAACCUCUGACCCCAGUAACACCUUCAACAGAUUAAAGCCUUCUAACUCCACCAGAAGAAAAUGUUUAGUUCUUGCUAUUGUAGAAAUCCUAUGGAAAGCAGGGGAAGAGAAACACGCCAUAGUUGCAAUAUAUUCAGGAACAAAGCAUUUCAUACCAGUGGGGCAGUAUAAAUCUGAAGGAGUACUUGAAAAGAUAAUACUUUUUAAUGUGGAUAAUCGCAAAGACUUGGAGCACUUUCUAGACCAGCACAUUGAGCAGUUUGAGACAGAAGUGUUGGGAUGCUUACUCCUAGUUGUGUCGGCUGUUCUCUCUCGCUCUAUUGAGAAAGUGAGAGAGGACAUGGAUGUGCCAACCACCACACUCAUCGGUGCCCAUGGUUACUGCACACAGGAACUUGUCAACCUCUUACUCUGUGGCCAAGCUGUUUCUAAUGUAUUUGACAAUGACAUGGAGUUGGACUCUGGAAAUGGCAACAUAACACUGCUGAAAGGAAUCAAAGACCUCUGUGAAAUUGGUUUUCUGUCUUUGUUCGAACACUACAACAUCUGUAAAGUAGGAAGCCAUUUGAAGACUCCCCGUUUCCCAAUUUGGGUGGUCUGCAGUGAGAGUCAUUUCAGUGUGCUGUUUGGCCUCCAGAGGGAGUUGUUGAUCAGUCACCAAAAGGGGCAGGAAUUUGACCUGUAUUAUUAUGAUGGAUUGUCAAACCAGCAGGAAGAGAUCCGCCUCAGUGUUUGUGUAGGUGGCUCGGCCUUGAGCUGUCAAGAUGAUGCCACAGAGCUCAUUCCUCCUCUGGAGCUCUGUAUCCGCACCAGGUGGAAAGAUGCUUUAGUCAACUGGAAUGACACAGAGCCCAUUCUUUAACUCAGUUUAUUGUAUAGAAGUAAUAUGGCC